Molecule: messenger RNA, 2522 nt
Organism: Lotus japonicus
Lineage: Eukaryota; Viridiplantae; Streptophyta; Magnoliopsida; Fabales; Fabaceae
Product: protein IQ-DOMAIN 32-like
Exons: 4
Coding region: 291-2270 (659 amino acids)
Molecular function (GO): protein binding
Source: RefSeq, a predicted model, not a curated record
UAGUUAUAGUAUAUUUUGCCGAAGAAAUAUUGAUGAUUAGCUGUGUAUCAUGAAGGUAGCAUGUGAUUCAUGUCAGUUCCAUAACUUUUUUAAUCAGAUGAUAUCAGUCCAUACACAUGCUGCAACACAACGGAACGGAGUUGAGCUGAUACGAACGAACGGAACGCGGACUCCAAGGCAAAAUCAAUAAUGCAGAUUUAAUUACUCUCUUCAAGUCCGUAGCUCUGCAAAGAAAGCGUCUGUUUGUGUGAGUUGACAGUUGACACACUGAGUGUGAGAGAGAAAGAGGCAUGGGGAAAUCUACCUCCUCCUGCUUCAAACUCAUUACAUGCGGCGGCGGCGGCGAUGCGGUGGAGAACCACGCAUCUCAGUUCCAGGAUUCUACUGAUAAGCGUGGUUGGAGUUUCCGCAAGAAAUCUUCAACGCAUCGUGUGCUUAGCAAUACCGCGACUCCAUCUUCUACUGCUAAUAAGGAGAGUUCACAAUCUAGUAAUUUCAAUUUUCAACCACUUCCUGAACCUAAUCUUGUCAACAAGAUUUCCACACCAAAUCAGAAACCCCAAGUGUCAGAAACUAAUGUCAUUGAUGAUGCUGAGAGUAAUAAGGUGGAUGUGAAGAAUCCACCAGAGUCUUCUGCUGCCACUGCUCAGAGAGAACUGCUGCAGGUUGAGAGUAUAGUGAAGUUGCAAGGUGCUGUUCGCGGGUACUUGGUUCGGAAGAAUUCUGUGGGAACCCUACAUUGUGUUCAAGCAGUCACAAAAGAUGUGGAUGAGAAAACCAAAGAUUGUACUUCUGACAUUGACUCAAAGCCCACUGUUGGGGAUUCAGUUUUGCUUACUGAGGAUGAAGGGAAGGGGAUUACUUAUGAGGAUACUAACUUCAAGUUUCAAGCAAGCAGGCCCACAUUAUCUAUUGUAAAAGAUGACUUGGAACGGGCUCCUGCUGAAGAGGCAGUUGCUUAUGAUGAUGCUAAGGUAGCCUCGGCGGAAACUGAGUCCUUCCAAAAUGAAAAAUCAGUAUCAGAAGCAAGUGCCCCACCGGAGCUUAAUGUGAAUUAUCUUGAUCAGAAGCCUGAAAUCCCCGGUGACAAGCAAAAAAGAUCUAUUAAAGGAUUUGUCUCGGACCAACUAGAUGCUGAAGGAAAGAAACCUAUAAAUGGAUCAAGUAAGGCCAGUAAUCCUGUAUUUUUUGCUGCACAGUCGAAAUUUGAAGAGCUGAGUUCAAUGUCAAAUUUAGGUAGGACAAGCAGUUUGCCCUAUCAAGAUGCUGCGAGUGAAUUUGAAUCACAAGGAGACACCUCUUUUGUCGUCACGGAUACUGUACAUAGAUCAAAAGAGUUAACAUCUGAAAAUCCGGGUCCCCAUCUUUCAAGGGUUAGUGGCUCUGAAUGUGGUACUGAACUCUCUAUAACUUCCACUCUUGAUUCACCUGGUGUAUCAGAGGUUGGCGCUAUGGAAAAUGAGCGAGGUGCCAAAGAUUUAGUAGAAGGGACGGGUAAUCUUGAAAACACGAUAAAGCAUGAUAAUGAGGGCAAUGUACCAUGUACCCUUCCCGCGUCUGACUUAGCUACCUCUGUUUCGAAUCAGUCAGAGAUUGUGGAUGACAUCAGUGUCAAUAUGGUUCCCUCAGUGGCAGCUGUGGACUCUGGAAAGCCUACUAUAGAAACUGAGACAAAUGCAUCUGACUUCCAGAAAGAACAGGCAGAGGCUGUUCUGCAUGAUUUAAAAUCAUCUCCCGAUGCUUCACCUAGAAGCCAUGUAACUGUCCCUGAAUCACAAGGAACACCUUCAAGUCAGGUAUCUGUGAAACCUAAAACGGGCAAAACCAAGAGUAGAUCCAGCAAUAAACGCAGUUCCCUAUCAAUGGGUAACAACUCACCUGCCAAUGCAAAUCAUGAUUCAGGCUCAAGAGGCAGUGGGGAGCAACUGCCUAAAGAUCAGCGCAAUGAUGGGAAGAGACGGAAUUCCUUUGGCUCAGUAAAACCUGAUCACAUUGAUCAAGAACCUAAAGAUAAUACUAGUAGCAAUAAUUCUCUUCCUCGUUUCAUGCAAGCUACACAGUCUGCUAGGGCCAAACUCAAUGCAAAUAACUCUCCAAGAUCAAGUCCAGAUGUGCAUGAAGGAGAUGUCCAAGUUAUAAAGAGACAUUCCUUACCUGGUUCCACAGGCAGGCAGGUUUCUCCACGAAUUCAACGAUCAAUGUCUCAAGCACAGCAGAGCACAAAGGCAAACAGUGAACAGUCUCCUCAAGAGAGGAAAUGGCUGAGGUGAAUUGACAGCUGAAGUGUGCUGACAUGCUUCAACAAUAGAGGUGGCAAUUUGGAAGUUUAUAUUUUUUUUAAUUCUUUCUUUGAAGGAUAGCUGCUCUGUUUUAUAUUCCUUUUUGGAUUUCUUGAUCCUUGAUUCCUUGUACCUCAAAUCUGAAGGUGCAUAGUUUGGUCGUGACCCGUUGUACGUAUGCAGUGCAUGUUUGGAUAUUCUUUUGCAAUUGAUUUCAAAGCUAGAAUUAUUGAUGAGGAGAAA